Mytilus californianus (California mussel) is the source of this 726-nucleotide messenger RNA. RefSeq lists its product as uncharacterized. Lineage: Eukaryota; Metazoa; Mollusca; Bivalvia; Mytilida; Mytilidae. The record is from RefSeq and is a predicted model, not a curated record. The transcript has 9 exons. Bases 1 to 726 code for a protein of 241 amino acids.
AUGGCAUCAGAUGUUGACAAGGAGAAAGGAGAUAGUCAGUGCUUUUUAAAGCUGUCCUUCACACCUCAGGAAGAUCCCUUACAAGAUUUUCCGGAGGAAAAGUGCAUAGCUAGAGCUUUAUAUGAAAGAAUUACAGAAAAUGAUUUACAAUCAGAAAAGUUAAAAUAUGAAAUCGAAGAAGCUAAUGUCAAAGCAGUAGCAGCAUCUAGUUGUAAUUCAGAAAGUUGUAGUGAUCAGUUACAAGCAGAAAAGUCAAAAUCCGAAAAAGAAGAAGAGAUGGACAAAACAGUAGCAGAACCUAGUUGUGAAUUAGACAACAGAGGUGAACAGUUACAAGCAGAAAAGUUAAGAUCUGAAAAAGAAGAAGAGACGGUCAAAGCAGUAGCAGAAUCUAAUUGUGGAUUAGACAGAAGAAGUGAACAGUUACACACAGAUAAGUUAAAAUCAUCCAGAGAAGAAGAAUCGGAUAAAGGAGUAGCAGAAUCUAAUUGUGAUUCAGAUAGAAGUAGUGAACAGUUACAAAUAGAAAAGUUAAAAUCACUAAAAGAAGGUGAAUCGGAUAAAGCAGUAGCAGAAUCUAAUUGUGAUUCAGAUAGCAGUAGUAAACAGAUACACGACGCAUAUAAAGAAUUUCAUUCAGGAAAUGAAGAAAAGGCGACAAAAGCAGUAACUGAAUAUAGUUGUGAUUUAGCAAACAGUUCUGAACAGAAAAAACUUCUUAGAUGA